Myxocyprinus asiaticus (Chinese sucker) is the source of this 1973-nucleotide messenger RNA. It is a transcript of the gene tnfrsf9b, whose product is annotated as tumor necrosis factor receptor superfamily, member 9b. Gene Ontology annotation, cellular component: external side of plasma membrane. Gene Ontology annotation, molecular function: signaling receptor activity; cytokine binding. The transcript has 7 exons. The record is from RefSeq and is a predicted model, not a curated record. Bases 127 to 999 code for a protein of 290 amino acids. Gene Ontology annotation, biological process: regulation of cell population proliferation. Lineage: Eukaryota; Metazoa; Chordata; Actinopteri; Cypriniformes; Catostomidae.
UUGUGGUUUCACAUGUGAGCGCUCCAGACGGCCCUCGCAAACUUAAAGCUUUUCUUUAGAAGCAGCUCUGCUAGAGAAGAUCUUCAUUCUCAGCAUCAGACAAUUGUGUCAAGUGUGUAGUACAGAAUGAGGCUGGUGCAUGGAUUGGUCCUGCUUUUGGCUGUCUCAGUUCUGGCUGCAGGACACGGUGUGGAAUCUGGAUGCCAGGACUGGAGUAUGGUGAAGGAUUCCAAAAACGUGUGCUGUAAGAGGUGUAAACCAGGAAAUCGGCUUGUCACUGCCUGUGGUCCAGACCCAAAGGCUUUGUGUACUCCAUGUGAAAACGACACCUAUAUUUCAGACUCAAACCAGAAGAUCUGUCUCAGAUGCAAUCAGUGUACAGGUACAUUGCAGGUCAAGGAGAAAUGUACUGCCAGCAGCGACACAGUUUGCGAGUGUUCUCAAGGAUUUCGCUGUGGAGAUAGCAAGUGCUCCUUCUGUGUUAUAGAGUGUAAGAAGGGACAUCAGCCUACUAAAAACAGAACAUGUGAGCCAUGUCCUCCAAGUACAUACAAUGACCAAAUCCAUCACCACUGUAUCAACUGGACCAGAUGUACGCAGCCUGACCAGCAAAUAAUUGUUCCUGGAAAAGCAGAGUCUGACGUAAUCUGUGGCCCUAAAAAGGAAACAAACCAAACCACGUUACCACCAGAUAACAAACCAACAGUGUCACCGCCGAGCAACACAGACAAUGUCACAUGUAUUCUCAUCAGUUUCGGGCUGCUCUGUAUAACAAUACCUGUGCUUACAAUCCUAUACCUGGAGUGGAGAAGAAGAAAGGCAACCCACAAACCCCCUGGAACAAAAGAACCACUAAAUGCAGGGCAAAAUCAGAGGUCUCUUCCUGAAGAGUGCAGCUUCUGUUUUCCGCAGCAGGAACACGGCAGCAGCAGUAGCAGCAGUCAGAGCUCGAUGGCGUCGCUGGUCUCAGAGGACAAGAUCAUGCCUUUAGAAGCAUGAAAAUGUUUUACUCUGUGUGUGUUUGUAGCAAGAUGACCAUUAUUUAACAUUCACCUGUUGAAUGAUCUGUGGAUAUGUACUGUAGAAUAUGUUUUAUUUGUAUGAUGUGAUUUAUUUGGUGAAUCCUACUUGACAAGCUAUACUACUGGAUUCACAGUCUUUCUAUGUUUAUAAAACUUUUGUUGACUUUGAAGGAGAAUGUGCUACUUUUUUUGAAAGAAAACAUUUUGAACAGAAUUGUUUGCUCAGGGUUACCAUUUAAAAAAAUAAACUUUUUUCUAGAGGAUGUGCUUGGCUAAAUCUUGAAGAUGUUUAAUACUUGGGUCUUAUUGAAGCUUACCAUGAUUUCAGUAAGUAGAACAUGUACCAUUAUAAACAUUCAUAUGAUGAUCAGAUUUUAGGGUAGGGCUGAGACACUCUUGCAGAGUUGGCUAAAUCAUUUCAAAUCGUACCAAUUCGUACGACUUUUACAACCUCAAAUCAAGUCAUUUUUAUUUGUAUAGCCCUUUUCACAACACACAUCAUUUCAAAGCAGCUUUACAGAAAAUCAGGCUUUAUCAGAAAAUUAAAUUAGGACACUACAGAUAUUACAGAGUCGAGAGAAUUGUGUCAUAAAAUAAAUAAAUAGUUAAAUAAUAAUUGUAUUUCGAACCCCAGUGAGCAAGCCAAAGGCGACUGUGGCAAGGAACACAAAACUCCAUAAGAUGUUGGUUAAUGGAGAAAAAUAACCUUGGGAGAAACCAGGCUCACUGUGGGGGCCAGUUCCCCUCUGGCUAACAGCAUGAAUAUAAUGCCAAUAUUACUUAUGUGCAGUGCAAGUCAUGGUUUAAAAUUAUUAAACUAAGUAAGUGUUAAGGGUCAGUGUUUAAAGAUUUUGUAAGAACAGUAAGAUUAAUGACUAAUGUCUUUGAAGUUUAUCCUGGAUUAACUGCAGAAGUUCACAUACAGGUGCAUCUCAAUAAAUUAGAAUGUUG